GCAGAGGUUUCACACAGACAUUUGCAGAGUGGUAACAGGGGUUGAUAUAGUCAUGAUUGUGAUGGGGCACAGUUUGUGUCUUCCUUCUCCAGCUACUGUACAGGAGCUGUUCUCUGUUGCUCGAGAUGCCAGUAUUAUUCCUGAUAUUUCUUUGGAUCCUGUUCUCACCAGUUUCUUGUCUUUGGAUUCAUCGGCAGCGCUGCAGCAUCACUACAGGUUCUUACAGCGGAGCAUGAGCAGAGAGCAGCAGACAUUAUUUAACCUAAAUCUGACUCAAGAGCUGGGGGGAAGCAGGGUCACCUAUGGAGGAGUAGGGAUAGUCGCUCUGGCUUUGUUCCUGCUUUUUGAUCAAGUUUCCCAACAAGUUCAAGCCCAAGGUUUAUCAGUGACGGAGCAGUCCACUGACAAAUCUGAAGCAAAGGCCAUUUUUGGCAUCAGUACUUCUUCCAGAAUUGGACAGAUAAUUGAUAGCUACCUUAGGAUUGUUCCUGGCAUUGCAAACUAUGAGGAGAAGAUGGCUGAGACGACAGAGUUGUUUGACAACUGGCUCAAACUUGAAUUAAUUGACCAUUUUGAAAGGAUGACCACAAAGAAACGAAUGAGUUCGUUGUCCAUGCAGCAGUGGCUGACAGGAGCUGCAAUUCAUUUGCACAUUAGGAUCCAUCAGGUGAGGCUGCACUCUGUGCCCUGGGGAUCUGCAGCAUCUUUACGUCUGUCCUAUAAGACAGCCUUAAAUCGCCUGAUUCAAGACUACACAGCCUAUCUACGAAGAAACACCCAAGAAACUGCACCUUCAAAUCCUCAACAACUCCAAACCAGGAGUUCUGCUCAAACAAGACACACUAAUACAUCCAACACAACUAAUGCAACUUGCUUAGGUCAAAACCUUUUCAAUAAUAGCCGGGCAAAUGUAAGUUUUCUCAGAGCUAGCUCAAAUGAGAUGACUACAACUUCUUCAGAUGUUGACAUAAGAAGAAAAUGUAAAACCCAAGGAUUUGAGCGGAUGUUUGAUGUCACCAAAGCUAAAGGAAGCAACAGAAGAAACACAAGCAUUGAAAGCAGAGAAAAGCUGACUAAUUUGACUAUGUUUAACAGGGACAAGGGAGCUCACCUUCUGGGCCUUUUAGUUAUUGAGCCAUGGAGAAAUGUCAGCCACAAUGUGCAACAUCACCCUUGUGAGUCUCCAGCCAUACAAGAAGCACUGGUGACGAGAAUAAUGAGUGCCCAAGACCUGCAGCGCAACAGAAACAUAUUCCGGGCCCCUGACAGAGUUUUUCACCGUCUUCUCAGACAGAGGGGUGACUUUGAGUUAAAGACAAAUUGACAGGGAACAAUUAAAUACAUUUUAUUAUGGCAUAUCCUAUAGUUUUCCUGGCAUCGAGUGACAUAAAUGAUACAUUUAUGUUCUUAUUGUCAUAUGAGGUAGGCUAUAUUUGCUUAACAUGUACAGCUUUUUAACUAACAAUUGCUCUAGGUGAAAGUAAAUCAUUGAAAUGCUUAAAACAUGUUAACUUGCUAUUUUUCAAUAAAUAACCCCCAAAUGUUAUUAAAAAAAGUUCAUAAUUUUAUGCUACAUUAUAUUUUGUAUAAAAUGUGUAGAUUUACAAAAAUAAUAGCAAAAUAAUGAGAAUGUAGUACUGCAAAGUGAUGUAGUACCUCAAAUUAUGUUAUGUUAUGUUUUGAGUUGAGUUUCGGUUACAUUUCUUGUGAAGUCUCAUUUUAUAGCUGACACGGAUGGACUUGGAGGAAGGCACCGCCCCUUACGUUUGGCGACAACACGAAUCUGUUUAGACUUCCGUAAAGUGGUAAGUGCUGGAGAAGUAGUUUACUGUAGAAUCCGUAGCUGCUGUUUGGCUCAUUGUGAGUAUUUUGUCGGUAAAUCAUGGUUUUUUAACGAGGAGCUAAACCGUUGUGGGCUGCUACGUAUGCUUUUAAACAAGUAGGUCAAAAGUAUCGCCACGUUAAUUAAAACCAAAUUACGUUGCAGUGUUAUGAAAAGACUAUUGAAUAUCACUCUUUACAUUUCAUUAAGACGUGUAAACGGAUAAUAAGACGACCGAAUAUUUUGCUGUAAGGUGUUUACGUAUGAUAGAACAAUAGAACGUGUGUUAGCCGUGAUGCUAACAUGCUAACAGAGUUGCACGUCGUAAUCUACGCCAUUCCUUAAAAUUUGUUUGGGUUUUCAAAAAAUCGAAAUAAAAAACGUCAUAUGUGGGAUUACUUUACUUUUGCUUAGUUGUUUGCUCGCUAUAAUGUGUCUAAUACCGUUUAACACACGUUGUCGUAAGUUAAGGUAAGUUUCACUGUAUUUAAUUCGAACGUGUAGUGAUUUCUACUUUGAUCUCUUGUAUAUUGGUCUAUACAUUCGAUUUUUACCAUAUUUAUUUUAAGCCCCUCAUCUUUGAGGUGGAUCAUUUAUAAAUGUUCUAUUGAAUACGUGAAACUGUGCGAUAUGAUAAUAUGUAUGUUGAAACCAAGGAAAAUGCUGGUUCUUCUUUUACUAAUGUAUGGUGUACAAAACAAUGAGAAAUAAAUGCUGCAUAAUGACGGUUAUCAGGAAGUAGCCAAGUUUCUUUUACUUUAAUUUUGUAUGACAAGGGCAGACAGGAUUAAUGAGGAACAGACUGCUUUGUACAAGUGCUGAGGAGGAACAUUAUUUUAUGACAAAGUUUCAAUCAUCAAAUUUAGAAUCAAAUUUAUUAAUAGAAUCAACCAGUUCUCAGAUUAAAUAGGUAACAUCUGUCAUAAACAAUGUUUGUUAUUAGAGUUGGUUUCCUGUAGCUGUGCACUGUCUGUUUUUUUUUACAUAAUAUAUAUUUUUUAAUACAUUUCUUUCAGGUUUGAGCAGAAUGUCAUAUUUAGACUUUCAACCUGUCUGUGCAGAAGGAAUGCAUGGAUAUAUGACCAUCCGUCCACUCGAAGAAGUUUUGGAUCAAUGGAUGGCUAUCCCUUCAGAGACCAAAAAAGUGGCUGGACAGAAGAUGAAAAUGUUUACCUUCUGGCUUCCCAUUCUAUUGCACCAAGACGAGUCUAAUCCUGUUGUAACCUGGGCUGUAGAUAUAGGUGUCAUUGAUGAGCUAGAAAGAGAAACUUUUUAAAACAAUUCUUCAGGUUAAUUGAAAUGUUCAACUUGAAUUCACCAGACGUGUUCCCAGUUGCCUUACAGUGGUUGGAAAGAGCCGGAGAGCCAACUAUCUACCAGCUUUUAGAGGAGUUUGGCCCAUUUGCAUUCAUAACUCUGCAGGUCAUCUUCACUGAAUAUGCUAGGUAUGUUCGAAGGAUGGGCAUGAACUUGGAGAGGACAAUGAAUGAACUUAUGGUCCGACCAUCAGAAGAUAUAAUAGAGAAAAGCGAGGAAUUGAAGAAAAUGGGAAACCUAAAAUUUAAGAAUAAUCAGUAUGAAGAUGCUGUAAAGUUUUAUUCCAGAGCCAUCAAGUACUAUCCUGAAAACCACAUUACAUAUGGAAACAGAGCCCUGUGUUAUAUCCGAUGUGAAAAGUAUUUAAAGGCGAUUGGUGAUGGGAAGAGAGCCACGCUGAUAGAACCAUCCUGGGCAAAGGGCCACUACCGCUAUUGUGAGGCUUUGUUGUUUUUGGGCGAGGUCAAAAAAGCUAUUGAAGCCAAUGAUUUGGCACAAAAACUUUGUAGGAAUGACCACGCAGGACUCAAAGACUUAGAACAGCAAAAACUCAAAAUCAUCGGCAUGCUGGAAGAACACAUGGGUUGUAAACCAAAGACCAAGAAUAAAAGACCUACCAGUAUAAACAGAGCAGAGGAAACGAAUUCACAGCAACAAAAACGUGGAAUUAAAAAAAGCCUGACUCAACAAAGUCAGGACUCUGAGGCGAAAAUGAACAAGCCUUCAGAUAAAAAAGAACAGGCUGCAAAAAUGAACAAUAAGAAGGAUUCUAAAUCUUCAAAAAGUGAAGUCCCUUUAAAGAAUGGUGAAGUGGAGUCCAGCACCACAGUGAAAAAGAAAAUGGAUAAAAAUGUUCAACCCAAGGAGGAGAAAACUCCAGGCAACAGAGCAAGUUUCUGUAAAGAGUUGAAGUCUGUGGUGGAGGACGCCUACACUGCUCUGACCAACCUCUGCAGCCGCAAUGCGGAGCAGGCCUUCAGUAAGGCACUGGCCAUACUGGAGACCAACACACCCAAGAAACUUGGACUUUCCUCUCUGGAUGUCCUGUUGCUCCUGUUUGGUCGGGCAUCUGCUCUCACAGAAAUUGGUCAACUUCAGGAACUUUCAGAAGCCAAGAAAGUUAUAGAAAAGAUCAAGUCAUCUGAGGAAAGAACAUUCCAGUGUCUGGUUUACUAUGCCUUCGGGAAGGUGUAUCUCAAAGAAAACAGAUUUGCUGUUGCUCUGGAGCAGCUUUCCGACUCACUGCAGAUGCUGAAAAAUCAGAUAUUUCCUGGAAAGCUCACCUGGCCUUUAUCCAAAGAGAUCGUCAAAGAAACACAACAAGACUAUUUAAAGGAACGUUUGGAAAGUUUUAUAGAAUUAUGCAGAUUUCCUCCCGUUCCUGAUGCUGUGUGUCGAUUUGAAAAAUGCAACACCUCUUCAAAAGUUGAAAUCUAUUUAACUGACCCUGAUUUUAAGGGCUACAUAAGAAUAAGUUGCUGUCAGAGAUGUUCUGUUGAAUAUCACGUCACCUGUUGGAAGACCCUGAGGACGUUGACCUUCUUUGAAAAGAAUGACAAGGAUUUCUUGCAUGAAACAUGUUUAACUCCAGACUGUGUUGGUCGGAUCUGCAGUGUUCAAAUCAUAAGUCCAACAGGCCUGUUGAAGUGUGAGUUUAAAGACACAGUCCUGAAACCACAGACUACUAAAAAGCUGAGAGUUAAUCAGAAAUGUUCAAGUUUAAAGGCAUUAAAAUCAAAGGCCGAACACAAGCUGAAGAGAAAGCAGAUGAAACCAUCUGUUCAGGAAGACCAAACAACUAAUGAUGAGUCUCUACAGCAGACACAAGAAGGAGCGUCUCAGAUUCAACAUAAAUCCUGGUUGCGGUACAGAGAUCCAGUUUUACUGCAGAUCAGUCAAACGAUGGAUCUGCUGAUGGAGACAAAAAGUCUUCAGGUGUCAGUCCUGGUAGAAAGUCUGAAACCGUGGCUGGAGCUGGAUUCGUCGAGGGGGAACCAGGUGGCUGAUAGAAUGCUGAACUGGCAGAAUGAGUCUCUUGAGACGUUCUCUCAGGCUGUGGAGCUCCUGUUGGAGAGGAAAAACCGUGUAUGGGCUCGUGUUUUGAUCCAUCUUCUCAGUAACUCGGAGGAUUUAAACCCCAAGGUCAGCAAGUGGGCGUGUCAGCUCAACGAUACAGGUCUGGAUGCCGCCAGAAACUUUAUUGAGCGUUACGCAGCGCAGCUGGAAGAACUAGACUUGUCUCUCCUCCUCAACUUUGGUCCUUUGCAGGACAUGUUUAUAAUGAACCUCAAAGUUAAUUCAGACAUUUUUUCAACUAUUGGUGUAACAGUGACUGAUUAUUUACAACAAGCUUCACUGCACCACAUGAGGCUUUUUAUUUGGACUUUGGAGGAGCAUAGAGACAACUAUGUGGCCUGUCAUACUAUACUGGAUGAAUAUUUUGAUAUGGAUGGACAUUGUUCAGUCUUAAAAAAGUCUGAUGAAAAUCAAAAUAAUUCUCCUUUAAAGACCAAAAGUAAAAACCGUAAAAAGAAACAGAAAAGUUCUGAUACAAAGGGUUUAUAUGGUUUUCCACUGGCAGGGACGAUAACUCCAAGAGAAGAGUGGGACCAGGACUUUUUUGAAGAUGACCAUUUAUCGCUCCUUCACCCCGUCGAUCCAUUCAGUGUUCCAAGUCAUCUUCAAGAUCAAGUGGCCGAUUUUGAGCAGCAGUACAACGGCACCUGUUACCAGAGUUUCUCUAAAAGAUUUUUGGACAAUCACCCUGACAAAACCAAAGAGGGUUUGUAUGACUUUUUUGCUCAGAUUCUGGAAGAGCACGGACCUCUAGCUGCUGAAGACCCUCUCCUGGUUGGUGAACUGCAGUAUUUCCCAACUGAGGCUCAGCAGAAGAUCAUGAAGGCUGGUGGUUUGGAAUCCUUUCUCCUGGAAUCUCUGCGCUUCAUAAAGAUGGGCAGUUGUGUGGGUCUGGCUAAGCAGGCUGUGAUUUUACAGCAGGCUGGACCUGGAUUGGGUUUAGACGACCUGGACGUAAUUUUGGAUCAUGAGCCAAUCAGUCAUCCUUCAUACACACAAACUGAAAUCCAUCCCAUUCUCCCAAAUCCUUACAUCAGUGAAGACGCCUCUGGAUUUGAUUUGAAUUUAAAUAAAAAUGCUUUUUACUAUUUUACUAAGUGGAAUAAUGGCGACAGUCACCAGCAGUUCCCCUACUCCUCAUUCAAAGACCAAAGUGAGCUGUGUGUACUUGGAACCGAUUCUGCUCCUGGAGUUUUGGAAACGGAUUCUUCAGAUGAAGCUGCCGGUGAAGGCAUGUUGAGGAAACAUGCAGCAGUACAGACGUGCCAGGAGACCAUGAGCAGCGUGGCAGUGAAUACUGAGCCUCACCAGAGUUUGGAAAGCUGUCAGGGUGACAUUAACAAAAAGCAGAAGACUUGCCAUCGUUUGAAGCAGCAGAUCCAGGAAAUUACCCGGUGUCAAAGCAAAGCCAACACUAAACUCAAAGAAGAAAUCGCUGCUAUAGAGGGAGACAUACAAAACCUGAAUGCCACUGGACAGGUGAUAAAUAAAGAACUGAUGGACCUACAGCAGAGGCUGGAGGAAGAUGUGAAAAAGGACCAGAAGGAGAAGAAAACCAACCAGGACCUUCUAAAAGCCCUGAAGCUGGAGGUAGACCAGGUGUUGGAGCAGCAGAGGAGUCUGACACAAGGCAUCAGAGAGAAGAAAAUACUCUACGAGACAAAGAUGAAUGAUUUUCUGGAGCUGACUAAUCAGUCUGCAGCUGAGAGGAUGAGUCUAGAAGAGGAGAUCAAUCGCUGCAAACGUCAAUGUGCUUCAGCUGCCAGGAGAUCUAACACAGCUCAGGUGUCAACAGCAGAGAGCAGCAGAGAGCAAGGUUUAUACAGUCUCCACAGAGAACUGGCAGAUGCCAAGGCUCUGCUGACCAAAGUGGAUGAAGCGAUGCACAGGCAAUCAAUCCCAGGCCUGCAGGUGUUCAGAAACUCCUGGAAUGCCAACGUUCAAGAAGUUGAAAGGAAAAUUGCCAAUGCAGAGGUCCAGUUCAAGGCUCAGAUUGAUCAAGUGAAGAAUGGGAGAAAUGUCAGUGAGUUACCUCUGAGCACCAACCAGACUGAACCUUCAGCACAACGGUCCUCACCACAGGUGUCCAACGUCCAGCAGCCAGUGGCUGCAGCUCCAGGCGGAACAGCAGCAGCAGCUCCACCUCAGCUGAAGCAGAAGCAUCAACACAGCACUGUGUUUGAAAAAGCCAUGGAACAGCUGUCAUCCAUUUUCCCAGACUACUCUAGGUCAGACAUGAUGAGAUUUAUUCAGGAGCUGCGAUCCUCCAGUGGUGGAAGCUUCAGCAGCAUGGGGUUACAGGACAUGGUUGGUGGAGUGUCUCAGUUGAUCCUAGACCAUCAGGAGAACCUCAGAGCUGCGAGAUCCCAGGCCGUUGGACGUGGAAGUCCAAGAGCGACUCCUCUGCUGCUGACUGCGGCUUCAGUCUGGCCGCAAGUUGGAACGCAGAGAACUGUACACCCGAGUGCCCUCAACGUGGAGGAUCCCUGCAUCAUCUGUCAUGAAGACAUGAGUCCAGAAGACGUGUGUGUGCUGGAGUGCAGACACAGCUUCCAUGACAAGUGCAUCAGGUCGUGGCUAAAGGAGCAGAGCACUUGUCCCACCUGCAGAGAUCACACUCUGCUGCCUGAUGAUUUCCCUCAGCUCCCUGGCAGGAGACGUCCAGCUCCAUAAUGUCCACGUCACCCAAUUGACUUUAAUGUUUGCUUUUAUCAAAAUUAUUAUUUUAACAAUAAUGCGUCGAUUUGAACUUAACUUUUUUUUUCUCUUUUUUUACAUUCUUUUACUUUCUUGUUCUGGAGAUGUCAGUGCACAUACUAAAAAAAAAUUAAAAGUGCUACAUAUUCAA
This is a messenger RNA of Cynoglossus semilaevis (tongue sole), 8063 nucleotides long. RefSeq names its product tetratricopeptide repeat domain 3 (gene ttc3). The record is from RefSeq and is a predicted model, not a curated record. The coding region runs from base 3122 to 7888 and encodes 1588 amino acids. NCBI's taxonomy places the organism in Eukaryota, Metazoa, Chordata, Actinopteri, Pleuronectiformes, Cynoglossidae. Gene Ontology annotation, molecular function: protein binding. The transcript is spliced from 46 exons.